Equus caballus (horse) is the source of this 936-nucleotide messenger RNA. Lineage: Eukaryota; Metazoa; Chordata; Mammalia; Perissodactyla; Equidae. The record is from RefSeq and is a predicted model, not a curated record.
AUGAGAAACCACACAAUAACAACUUUUAUCCUGCUAGGACUGACUGAUGAUCCACAGCUGAAGGUUGUGAUUUUUAUCUUUCUUUUUCUCAGCUACGUGUUGAGUGUAACUGGGAACCUGACAAUCAUUUCCCUCACUUUCGUAGAUUCUCACCUUAAAACUGCCAUGUACUUUUUCCUACAAAAUUUCUCCUUCUUAGAAAUCUCAUUUACAUCUGCUUGUAUUCCCAAAUAUUUGUACAGCAUAGCAACAGGUGACAAGAAAAUCACAUAUGACAAUUGUGCUAUACAAAUUUUUUUUACUGAUCUUUUUGCGGUAACAGAAUUUUUUCUCUUGGUCACCAUUUCUUAUGAUCGAUAUGUAGCCAUCUGUAAACCCUUACAUUACGUGACCAUUAUGAACCACAGGGUCUGUAGAAGACUCAUCCUUUGGUGCUGGACAGCUGGCUUGCUCAUCAUACUGCCCCCUCUUAGCCUGGGCCUAACUCUGAAAUUCUGUGAUUCUAACGUUAUUGACCAUUUUGUCUGUGAUGCAUCCCCACUCCUAAAGUUCGCAUGCUCAGAAACAUGGCUCAUAGAGCAGAUGGUCAUAAUCUGUGCUGUGUUGACCUUUAUCAUGACCCUCAUAUGUGUAAUUCUAUCCUACAUGUACAUCAUCAAGACCAUUCUACAAUUCCCUUCUGCCCAGCAAAGAAAGAAGGCAUUUUCUACCUGUUCUUCCCACAUGAUUGUGGUCUCCAUCACGUAUGGAAGCUGUAUUUUCAUGUAUGUUAAACCUUCAGUAGAGGAAUCAGCAGCUAUUAAUAAGGGUAUGGCAGUCCUCAUUACUUCCAUUGCUCCCAUGCUGAACCCCUUCAUUUACUCCUUGAGAAACAAGCAAGUAAAACAAGCCUUCAAUGACUUAAUCAAAAGAACUGCACUGUUCUUAAAAAAGUAA